Cynara cardunculus var. scolymus (artichoke) is the source of this 1231-nucleotide messenger RNA. Its product is annotated as RING-H2 finger protein ATL2. NCBI's taxonomy places the organism in Eukaryota, Viridiplantae, Streptophyta, Magnoliopsida, Asterales, Asteraceae. The record is from RefSeq and is a predicted model, not a curated record. Gene Ontology annotation, biological process: protein ubiquitination. The transcript has a single exon. Bases 59 to 970 code for a protein of 303 amino acids.
CCCAUCUCCCAAUCCACAGACCAUCUUCCUUUCUCUCUCUCAUUCAUUUCUUGAUUCCAUGGCUGCCGAUGGAACUACUGUUGACCCUCCAAACAAUAGUCAAUGGAGGGAAAUGGAAGGAGAACCCAACUCCAAUAGCUAUGCUCUCAGCGGCAAAAUCAUGCUCGCCUCCAUUAUCGUCCUCUUCGUCGUCGUCGUUUUCCUGGUUCUCCUCCACCUCUACGCACGAUGGUAUCUCCUCCGCCUACAGCGGCGGAACAACAACCGUCGUCGUAAUCGCCAUAAUCGGUCUACCCGUAUCAUCUUCUACCUCGACCAAGAUAGAGGACCGGCUGUUCCCACCGGCGGGCUUGAUUCGUCUGUGUUGAAGUCACUUCCGUUGUUUAUGUACUCGUCGGAAACCGACGGAAACAUGCCGGAAUGUGCUGUUUGUUUGUCGGAGUUUGAAGAGGGUGAGAAGGGUCGGAUUUUACCGAAAUGUAAACAUAGUUUUCACACGGAGUGCAUUGACAUGUGGUUUCACAGUAACUCGACUUGCCCGCUUUGCCGGUCGCCGGUGGAGCCUGUUGAAUCGGAAAUGGCGAUAUUGAUUGACCAGCCGGAGUCUAUGCCCGAACCCGGUUCAAGUAAUUCGCUUAGCUCCCCGGUUCAACCUGAACAUGCAGGAACGAUGUCGUUGGCGGAUAGGAGGAAAGGGAUAGAUGUCAGAAUAGAUGUCCCCACCCGAAACGAGAUGGCGGCGGAUAACGAUUUCCGGCUACCGUCUCCGAGCCAGGGCUUCAGGUCACCUGCGAGCCGGUUAUUGGCUUUGAAGAGAAUACUAAGCAUGAGUAGAAAAUCACCGGCGGCGUCCCCAUCGUCAGGUGUCGGACCGAGUCGUUUACCGGUGGCCACCGAAUCAGAUCUCGAGUCAGCGACGCAAGAGUUAGCUCAUGAGUCAACUCGGCUAGAAGCCGAUAAUCUUAGAUAAAAUUACGAAAAAGGGUCAACUUGGCGGCUACCCUAGAAAAAACGAUGAACGGAAUAGAACCGUGAGAUCAGACACGUGUAAUAAUCUUAAGAGCAACAUGUAGGUCCAUGAGUCAUAUAUUCGGUUGUCCUUUUUUAGGGAAACGUAGAUGUGUAGAUAUUUAAUGGAUUUAUUAUUUUUUCUUUGAUAAUGACGUCAAUAUUGUGUAAAUUAUAACAUUUGGAUGGAAUACACAUCUAAAUCGAUUUAUGGUUAUUAAUU